Lathyrus sativus (Indian pea) is the source of this 882-nucleotide messenger RNA. Lineage: Eukaryota; Viridiplantae; Streptophyta; Magnoliopsida; Fabales; Fabaceae. The record is from the annotation of a GenBank genome assembly.
AUGAUGCAAGAACCAACCUUAGGUAUGAUGCAAGGUGGUGGUGCUUACGGUGGAGACGGUGGUGGUGGUGGUGGUGAAAACCGACAACUCAAGGCGGAGAUAGCAACACAUCCUUUAUACGAACAGCUUCUGUCUGCACAUGUGGCUUGUCUCCGAGUUGCAACUCCUAUAGAUCAGUUACCAUUGAUUGAUGCACAGUUAUCUCAAUCUCAUCAUCUUCUACGAUCUUAUAUCUCUCAACAAACUCAUUCUCUUUCACCUCAUGAUCGUCAACAACUCGACAACUUCCUCGCACAAUAUUUGAUAGUUUUGUGUAGUUUCAAAGAACAGCUUCAACAACAUGUUAGAGUUCAUGCUGUUGAGGCUGUUAUGGCUUGCCGUGAUAUUGAAAGUACCUUACAAGCUCUCACUGGAGUGAGUUUGGGAGAAGGAAGCGGCGCAACAAUGUCUGACGAUGAAGAUGAACAAUUGCAAUUGGAUUAUUGUUUAGAAAAUCAAUCUAGUGGUGGUGGUGAUGACAUGAUGGGACUUGGUCCAUUACUUCCUACUGAAUCUGAAAGGUCACUCAUGGAAAGAGUUCGUCAAGAACUCAAAAUUGAGCUCAAACAGGGUUUUAAGUCUCGAAUUGAAGAUGUAAGAGAAGAAAUAUUAAGGAAAAGAAGAGCUGGAAAAUUACCGGGUGACACAACUUCUGUCUUGAAGAAUUGGUGGCAGCAACAUGCAAAGUGGCCUUAUCCAACUGAAGAUGAUAAAGCAAAACUUGUGGAAGAAACAGGAUUGCAACUGAAGCAAAUAAACAAUUGGUUCAUAAACCAAAGGAAAAGAAAUUGGCAUAGCAAUUCUCAAUCUGUUACCUCUUUGAAAUCCAAACGCAAGAGGUAG